AUGGCAGUUGAGUCCACUUCUAUUCUGUUUUACGUAAAUGGGCAACGCCGGCAAGCGGACGGCAAUGCUUGUCUACAAACACUUCUUUCCUACUUGAGAUAUACUGAAAAGUUGACCGGAGCCAAGCUCGGCUGCGGAGAAGGGGGAUGCGGCGCUUGCACCGUUCUGUUUUCGACGUUCGAUAAUGCCACGCGACGAGUCUGCCAUCGUGCGGUCAACGCCUGCCUCUUCCCACUUGCAGCGGUGGACGGUGGAGCCGUUACCACCAUUGAGGCAGUUGGGGAUCGCAGAGGCGGGCUCGCACCAGUUCAACAAGCCCUCGUCAACAUGCACGGUAGCCAAUGUGGAUUUUGUACGCCUGGAAUCGUGAUGAGCAUGUAUGCCUUGCUGAGAGACAAUGCAGCUAAUAGGCCUGAGUCACAGCCUCUUAGUGAGCAGGAUGUUGAAACAAACUUCGAUGGGAAUCUUUGCAGGUGUACGGGAUACCGCCCGAUUCUGGAUGCUUUCAAAGGCCUAGUGAAUCAUAACAAUGAUGCAUGCCAGCCCUCUUGCGUCCUUGGUGAGGCUUGUUGCAAGGUGAGCGGGAAUUCUGGUUGCUCAAACGGAGAACUUCAGGAAAAUGGAGUCGAUAUAGGAGAUCGACAGCAAAUCAAUGGAGUUGAGGAUCAGAAUUUUGACAAGGAGUUCAUUUUUCCUCCUGAGCUCAUUCGGUACGACCAUCCCGCUCUUAAGCUUGCCCACGGGCGGUGGUUCCGUCCAAAAACUCUGGAGAGAUUUAAGGAGAUCAAAGCUGCCUAUACAGCCGCAAGAGUGAUUGUGGGGAACACGGAACUAGGAAUUGAGGCAAAAUUCAAAGGCCUGGAAGUGGAAACAUUUCUAUGUGCAACGCAUGUACCUGAAAUGAAUAGUAUCGUCACAAGUGCAGAUGGCGUGAAUAUCGGGUCUUCCGUCACGUGGACGCAGCUGAAUGAAUUUGUUAGCAAUUUAAACUCUCUGGCGAAAGCGAAUAGUCCGAAAAGGAUAGAGGAGCACAAAUAUGGUUCACUGCGAGCAAUCCAGUCCCAGCUCCGAUGGUUUGCUGGAAAACAAAUUCGCAACGUCGCGGCAAUUGGUGGCAAUAUUGUCACUGCUUCACCGAUAUCUGAUGUCAAUCCGGUUUGGAUUGCAGCCAAAGCUGAUUUUAUGAUCCUAGACUGUCGAACGGGAGACGAGCGAUCUGUGGCUGCAAAGGAAUUCUUUUUAUCUUACCGCAGAGUUGAUUUGAAGCCAGAGGAGGUUUUGCUUAACGUGCGAAUUCCGUGGAAUCAGGACCCAUGUGAUUUGACAUUUGCGUUUAAGACAGCGAGAAGAAAAGAUGACGACAUCGCCAUUGUUUCGGCUGGGAUUAGAAUUUUCCUGGAAUCAAAGAGUGAUCGUGAUACUCAAAAGGACAACUACUCAACUCACCGAGACGCCUAUUUCAUUUCUGACAUUAUACUCGCGUACGGCGGGAUUGCCCCGAAGACUGUCUCUCUGGGCGACGCUGAGUCUUUCGCACGUGGACUUCCGUUUUCUGAGAAAUCUCUACAUAGCUUGCUAGGAAAAUUGGCUGUGGAGACCUUGCUUCCAAAGGACGUCCCAGGGGGAAUGCCUGAAUUCCGACAAAGCUUAGCUCUAGGAUUUGUUUUCAAGGCCUUCCUGCAGGCUGCAUCGCAUCUCAAGGAACACUGUGCGAUGAAUGGUACUCGCUAUGUUCCUUUCUCAGACAAAGAAACGAACCUAAUGAAGGAAAUCCAGAUACCGAGAGAGGAGUAUAGAGUAAGUCGAGGUGUACAAGUUUGUACUGAUAGGGGGCCGCAAACCGCGAUGGAUUCGACUGGAACGUCUGUGAAGCACUUAUCAAGCCUCCUGCAGGUCUCCGGAGAGGCGAAAUAUCUAGAUGACAUGAAACCUAUCGACGGGGAACUCCAAGCGGCCUUCGUAAUGAGUUCAGAGAGUCAUGCCCGAAUUAUUGCCGUGGAAACUGAAGAAGCGAGUCAAAUGCCCGGAGUCUGUCGAGUUGUCACUGCGAAAGACGUAAGAGGGGUCAACAGUAUUGGGCCACUUGUACAAGAUGAGCUCUGCUUUGCUGAAGACGUUGUCACUACCGUCGGCCAAGUGAUAGGUAUAGUCGUUGCUAAAACAACUGAGCAGGCACUAAAGGCGGUAAGAGCUGUUAAGAUUACAUAUGAAAAGCUUCCUGCAAUCCUAACGAUUGAGGAAGCCAUUCAAGCAAAAUCGUUCGCUAAAGGAGUACCGGAAAGAAUCAUCCAGAAAGGAAAUGUUAGCGAAGUAUUUGCAGUUGCGGAACGGGAUGGUCAUACGGUCAAUGGUUCAGUUCGCAUUGGCGCACAAGAGCAUUGGUAUUUGGAGCCUCACGGAACGAUUGCCAUACCAGACGAGAAUGGGGAAAUGGUAAUUCUAGCAUCAACUCAAGCUGCAGCAAUGACGCAAGACGUGGUUGCAAAGGUGUUAGGGGUACCAAUGCACAAGGUUACUUGCAAGGUAAAACGGAUAGGGGGAGGUUUUGGUGGAAAAGAAACACGCUCCCUCUUCAUAUCAGCAGCAGUUGCUGUUGCCGCGCAAGCAGUGCAAAGGCCAGUGCGUCUAAUCCUCGAUCGAGAUACAGAUAUGUUGAUAACUGGGACGCGACACGCCUUUCUCGCACAUUACAAAGCUGCUUUCAAAGCCAACGGUAGAAUUACAGCAUUGCAGCUAGAAAUAUUUCACAACAUGGGCAAUUCUACUGACUUGAGUAUACCUGUGAUGGAAAGGGCCCUGUACCAUGCAAACAACUGCUACGAUAUUCCCCAAGUAAGGUUUGUAGGCAAGGCGUGUUUCACUCAUACCGCCAGUUCAACAGCAUUCCGUGGGUUUGGGGCACCACAGAGCAUGAUGAUUGCAGAAAACGUAGUUGAACACGUCGCAUGGGUGUGCAAGAUGCCGGUUGUGAGAGUUCGCGACACAAAUAUUUUCGGUAAGAAUGGGAACAGCUCAACGACGCCCUUUGGAAUGAAGUUCAAUUCUGAUCCCUUACUCUUGUGUUGGGAUGCUGCGCUAGUUGAAUCUCGUUUUAAAGAGAGAAGGAAAAUGGUGGAUGCUUUUAACGAGAGUCAUCAACUACGAAAGCGCGGCAUCUCGGCGCUACCAACAAUGUUUGGAAUCAGUUUCAGUUUUCGGGCUUUGAAUCAAGCUGGGGCUCUUGUACAUAUAUAUCACGGAGACGGAUCUGUUUUGAUAUCUCAUGGAGGAGUUGAAAUGGGACAAGGAUUGCACACUAAAAUGUGUCAGGUAGCAGCAACAGAACUCCAGCUCCCACUAGAGAUGAUAUUUAUAUCUGAAACGGCGACAGACAAGGUACCCAACGCUUCACCCACAGCUGCGUCAUAUUCUAGUGACCUCUACGGGAUGGCCGUGAGAAAUGCGUGCCAAGAAUUGAAUAGAAAUCUCGCUCCAUGCAAAGCCGCACUCGGAGAUACAGCAUCUUGGCUCAACGUCGUCAGCCAUGCCUGGUUGAACCGCAUCAGCUUGUUUGCGACCGGUUUUUACAAGACCCCAGAGAUUGAUGAUCUCGAUCUGGCCAAGCCUGGGUCGACUGGUAGCCCAUUCUUUUAUUAUACAAAUGGAGCGGCAGUAUCUGAAGUCGAAAUAGACGUACUCACAGGGGAAAGCAAGAAUCUGCGAACGGACAUAGUGAUGGAUGUUGGACGUCCUUUGAAUCCGGCGCUGGAUGUUGGACAGAUAGAGGGGGCAUUUGUGCAGGGGUUGGGUUGGUGCACAAUGGAGGAGGUCGUGAAGGGCUCGACAGGAGCCCAUGCCUGGUUGAGGCCUGGUCAGACACUGACGCUCGGGCCAAGCACCUACAAGAUUCCGGGGUUUUCGGACACUCCAGAGGACUUUCGAGUCAAAGUCUUAGAGACCAGAAACGAGAAAGAUACGAUUCACUCAAGCAAAGGUAUUGGUGAGCCUCCACUUUUCCUUGCUGCGUCGGUGUUUUUCGCUAUUCGGGAUGCCAUACGCUCGUCCAGACUGCAAUAUGGUCGAGAUGAAUGGUUUCAGCUAGACUCUCCUGCCUCUGUAGAGCGGAUAAGACUUGCGUUUUGUGACGAUCUACUAAGACGUGUCGUUCCAGAUGAAGAGGGUGUAAGACCGAAACUCACCCUUUGAUGAAUCUAUCUUGUUGAAUCCAUUCUUUGCUUCUGCUUCUAAUUUCACGUAUCAGUCGUGAAGGUUCACGGGUGAGUUUUUCAUCACGGUGUUAAUACACAUUACUAGCAAUGUGAACCCCGAAAAACGAUGAGGUCUAGUGCCAACAAAUUGUGUGUGCCAUUUGCUCUAGUAUAGGUUGUGUACUGUCAACUCAUAUGUAAACCGCGUGAUGCCCAUCCUUACAUGGUCACAUGAUGUUGUUGCCAAGAGCAAGUACGUUGAAGAUAUGAUGUCCAAAUUGACGGUUCUAAGUUUGUGAUUUUACACGAUACAUCUCCAACCCUUGUGUAUGCGUACAUGACAUGAGGGCACCUACUGUAUUAUACAUAAAAGGGAAAAUACACUUACUCCU
This is a messenger RNA of Chondrus crispus (carragheen), 4579 nucleotides long. RefSeq lists its product as hypothetical. The transcript is spliced from 2 exons. The coding region runs from base 1 to 4185 and encodes 1394 amino acids. Gene Ontology annotation, molecular function: iron ion binding; FAD binding; 2 iron, 2 sulfur cluster binding. The record is from RefSeq and is a predicted model, not a curated record. NCBI's taxonomy places the organism in Eukaryota, Rhodophyta, Florideophyceae, Gigartinales, Gigartinaceae.